Molecule: messenger RNA, 1569 nt
Organism: Lepus europaeus (European hare)
Lineage: Eukaryota; Metazoa; Chordata; Mammalia; Lagomorpha; Leporidae
Gene: GPC5
Product: glypican 5
Exons: 7
Coding region: 1-1569 (522 amino acids)
Biological process (GO): cell migration; regulation of protein localization to membrane; positive regulation of canonical Wnt signaling pathway
Cellular component (GO): extracellular region; plasma membrane; cell surface
Source: RefSeq, a predicted model, not a curated record
AUGGAGGCGCGACCCUGGCGCGUGGGCUUUCGCUGUCUGCUCCUCCUGGCUCUGGCCGGGUCCGCCCGGAGCGAGGGCGAGCAGACCUGCGAAGAAGUUCGGAAACUUUUCCAGUGGCGGCUGGCCGGAGCUGUCAAGGGGCUGCCGGAUUCGCCGCGGGCAGGACCCGAUCUUCAGGUUUGCAUAUCCAGGAAAUCAACAUGUUGCACCAGGAAGAUGGAGGAGAGAUACCAAAUUGCAGCUCGCCAAGAUAUACAGCAGGUGCUUCAAACAUCCAGCUCUACACUGAAGUUGCUAAUAUCUCGGAAUGCAGCUGCUUUUCAAGAAACCCUUGAAACUCUCAUCAAACAAGCAGAAAAUUAUACCAGUAUCCUUUUUUGCAACACUUACAGGAACAUGGCCUUAGAGGCUGCUGCUUCAGUUCAGGAGUUCUUCACUGAUGUAGGGCUUUAUUUAUUUGGUGUGGACAUCAAUCCAGAAGAAUUUGUAAACAGAUUUUUUGACAGUCUUUUUCCUCUGGUCUACAACCACCUCAUUAACCCCGAUGUGACUGACAGUUCCCUGGAAUACUCAGAAUGCAUCCGCAUGGCUCGUCGAGAAGUUAGUCCGUUUGGUAGUAUUCCCAAAAGAGUAAUGGGGCAGAUGGGAAGGUCACUGUUGCCCAGCCGCACCUUUCUGCAGGCGCUCAAUCUAGGCAUUGAAGUCAUCAAUACCACAGACCACCUACGCUUCUCCAAAGAGUGCGGCAGAGCCCUCCUGAGGAUGCAGUACUGCCCCCACUGCCAGGGCCUGACUCUCAGUAAGCCUUGCAUGGGGUACUGCCUUAACAUUGUAAGAGGCUGCCUGGCCCACAUGGCAGAGCUUAAUCCACACUGGCAUGCAUACAUCCGAUCCUUGGAAGAGCUGUCAGAUGCAAUGCAUGGGACAUAUGAUGUUGAACAUGUGCUCCUAAACUUCCACUUGCUUGUGAAUGAUGCUAUAAUGCAGGCUCACAUCAAUGGACAAAAAUUAUCGGAACAGAUAAAUAAAAUUUGUGGCCGCCCAGUAAGAACACCUACUCAAAGCCCUCAUUGUUCUUUUGAUGGGAGCAAAGAGAAGCAUGGAAUGAAGAUCUCUACAAGGAAUGGUGAAGAGACACUGGCCAGCAGAAGAAAAGAAUUUAUCAACAGCCUGAGACUGUACAGGUCCUUCUAUGGAGUCCUGGCUGACCAGCUUUGUAUUAAUGACUUAGCUGCUGCUGAGGGGGUGCCCUGUUGGAACGGAGAGGAUGUGGUGAGAAGCUAUACUCAGCGUGUGGUCGGGAGUGGAAUCAGAGCUCAGUCAGGAAAUCCUGAAGUCAAAGUCAAAGGAACUGAUCCUGUGAUUAAUCAGAUCAUUGAUAAGCUGAAGCACAUAAUUCAGUUGCUACAGGGUAGGGCACCGAAGCCCAACAAGUGGGAACAUCUUCAGCCUGGCAGCGGUGGCGGCAUAUCUGAGCAAGUCAGUGGGGACUGUGAUGACGAAGAUGGUUGUGGGGGAUCAGGAAGCGGAGAAGUCAAGAGGACGCUAAAAAUCACCGACUGUAAGUGA